Hyaloperonospora brassicae is the source of this 1689-nucleotide messenger RNA. The record is from the annotation of a GenBank genome assembly. Lineage: Eukaryota; Oomycota; Peronosporomycetes; Peronosporales; Peronosporaceae.
AUGGCUACACUUCAAGACGACACGAAUGGCUCGAAACCGCUUGAUGACAGCAGAUGUACAAGCGGAUCGAACGGGGACGAUCGCUGUCGGGUCAGCGCUGCGGAGACACGCGAGUUUCGCAAGCGGUGGCUAUUGCUGACCGAGUGGGAGCGCGUGGCUGCGCUAAGGGGAGACAUACAUCAGUUUGUGCAGACCGCAAUGGACCUUGUGCCGUGUUCGGGCUGUCGAAGUAGUGCCGAAGCGCUCUUUUACAAGCUUGCAGACAGCAUUGAUCGCGUACCUCAGAGUGUCAGUCGAUCGGGACUCUGUUUCGACAAUGACAAGUGCUUUCGACUGCAUGCAUCAUAUUUGAACAGUCCCGACACGUCGCUUGCACUCUUUUCGCAUCAAGAGCGAUGGGCAAACGAGGCACUUGUGAAGCCGACCAAGUCGAGUAGCAAAGCUGGCACGUCCCGGGCACAGUGUCAGCUGCACUCGCAUCGGGUGCGAGGUCGCCCGCGUCCCGCAGCGUUCGAAGCUCUGUGGCUGAAGCUGUCAGAAGACCAGCAGCGGCAUCUUUCUCAUAUUGACUCGGAUCAGUUCCUGACUGAUUUGGAGAGCUAUCUGCGGCGUCAUCGCUUUUGUUGUCGGUGUAAAGAGAAGGUGUUGGAAGCUUAUGAUCUGCUCAUUGGCUCAGGUUGUAGCGAAGACGACUGCGAGGAUUGUGCGGGAUUCGACUGCGCGGAGAAACAUCACGAACAUAGCGAUUACGGUGACGAUUUGCAUUACACGUCGUACUUGUUCGACGAACUCGCAUUUUCACGCGCGACAAACCAGAUUAUCGUGCCUUGUAAUAUUGACUUCAUGUCACAACUGAUGUCGCGAGCGGACCAGGAGGUUGUCGGUGACUGGGGCGAUCGUCACGCGCGUACGAUUGCUGAAGCACAGGACGAGGUUCUCAUAUGUCUGGGCAUGGUGGUCUGGGACAAGGCACAAAGCCUCUGGACCAAGUCCCGAUCAGAAAAGCGUGCUGAAGAAUUGCUGGUGCACUGCGCUGUGGCUACGCUGCGCCAAAACUUCGAUGUGGCAGUGGAGGCCUUGCAUGGUGAGGAGAUGAUGGAACAGUUGCUGGCAGAAGAAGACGAUGAGUAUCGGAGACUGGUGAAGAAGAAAGAAAAGCGAAAGGAAAAGAAGAAGAAGCGUAAGUCAGCAUCGAAGCAGAAGCAAGCGGAUCGGUCAGAAAUCGAGAAGAGUCGACCGAUUGAGAAACAAAAGCCGAAGCAGACCAAACUACGCAGGCAAUCCGACAGUCGCAAGACUGUGACAUCGCAGUCAUCUAGCAGUUCCACCAGCAGUCAAGGUGACGAGGACGGGUUCACCAGUCCCAGUACGUCCGUGGAACCGAUUCGAUCGCAUCAGUGUGAUCCGACGUGUGAUGAACCGUGUCUACGCGGAACGUUGGCGCACGAUGAGCAAAUGGAGUGGCAAUUACUGUCGUCCAUGGGGUGGGAUGCGUCGAACCGGUUUACGUCAUCUUCGCCGGAGCUGGAUGUAGAUACGGACGAUGAAAACCAGGGCAUUCCGGAAGACGACAUUCGCUUCUGGAAACAGAAUCGCUCGAGUCUUGUUCGGCGCCGCAUGGCUCAGCGGCAGAAACUGCAGGAACGUUUCGACCAGUUUGUUCAGCGCACGACAUCCCUCGACGGGUAG